GAGACGAGGGCUGCUCCCUUUCGCCUCCGCUUGGUCCGCGCAGCAGCACAGUGACAGCAGACAUUCCGCCCCCAGGGCUGCCACGGACGUUGACGUGUUUUCGAACGAAGAGAAGCGUAACCUGAACUUGGGCGGACAUGUCGGGUUCGACAGCCUCCCUGACCAGCUGGUCAGCAAAUCGGUCACGCAGGGGUUUUGUUUCAACAUCCUCUGUGUGGGGGAGACUGGCAUCGGCAAGUCGACGUUAAUGAACACGCUCUUCAACACCAUGUUUGAGAACGAAGAGGCCAGCCACUAUCAGAACGGCGUGUAUCUGCGGCCGCGAACAUACGACCUGAAGGAAAGCAACGUCCAGCUCAAGCUGACCAUCGUCGACACCGUCGGAUUCGGCGAUCAGAUCAACAAAGAGGACAGUUACAAGCCCAUUGUCAACUACAUCGACACCGAGUUCGAGAACUACCUCCAAGAAGAGCUGAAGAUCAAGCGCUCGCUCUUCAACUACCACGACACCAGGAUCCACAUCUGCCUUUACUUCAUCGCCCCGACGGGACACUCCCUCAAGUCUCUGGACCUCGUCACUAUGAAAAAACUAGACAGCAAGGUCAAUAUUAUUCCCAUCAUCGCCAAAGCGGACACGAUCUCGAAGAGCGAGCUGCAUAAAUUCAAAAUAAAGAUUAUGAGUGAGCUGGUGAGCAACGGAGUCCAGAUAUAUCAGUUCCCAACGGACGACGAAACCGUCAGUGAGAUCAACGCCUCCAUGAACGCUCAUCUGCCCUUUGCUGUGGUCGGGAGCGUGGAAGAGGUCAAAGUGGGCAACAAAACCGUGCGGGCCAGACAGUACCCCUGGGGUAUUGUGCAAGUCGAGAACGAGAGCCACUGCGACUUCGUGAAGCUCCGCGAGAUGCUGAUCCGGGUCAACAUGGAGGAUCUGAGGGAGCAGACCCACGCUCGCCACUACGAGCUGUACCGACGCUGCAAGCUGGAGGAGAUGGGCUUCAAAGACACGGACCCCGACAGCCAGCCAUUCAGCCUCCAAGAGACGUACGAGGCCAAGAGGAAAGAGUUCUUGGGGGACCUGCAGCGCAAAGAGGAAGAAAUGCGACAAAUGUUUGUCAACAAGGUCAAAGAGACGGAAGCAGAGCUAAAAGAAAAGGAGAGAGAGCUGCACGACAAGUUUGAGCAGCUGAAACGGAUGCACCAGGAGGAGAAGAGGAAGGUGGAGGAGAAGCGGAGGGACCUGGAGGAGGAGAUGAACGCCUUCAACAGGAAGAAGGUGGCGGUGGAGACGCUCUCCUUGGCUCAGCCCAUGAAGAAGGAGAAGGACAGGAAAAACAGGUCGGUGAAGACGGAGAACCAGUCGGGCGUCAGCGCCUCCAGCUCCAAAGUGAUGAUGGCCAAGGCCAACGUGGAACCCUUGAACUGCCAGAGCUGGUGGCAGGCCAUACAGUGCUGCACCUGCCUGGUCCACAACGCCGCCUGGAAGCCCGCCGGCCUCUUCUGACGACCCGGCAUCGGCGGCGCCGCGGGGUCCUUUUCAGAGUCCCAGCCGACGCCGGAGCCGGGCCCGAUGGACGGGACGAGGUGAGGGUGGCCGCAGACGAGCAGGGCGUGGAACUGGGCCGGAGAGAGGACACGGGGACCGAAACGUUAGCGUGAUGAUGUCAUUGUCCACCCAACCUGUGCUACCUGGUCAGUCAACGUCCAACCUUAUAUGCCAGACGUAAAAAAGAAAAGAAAAGGUCAACGCAUUUUUCCUUUGAGUCCAACAGGAGGACACCGCGAGCGGAAUCUCGCCGUCAGGUUUUUAGACCGAGGUAGAGCCGCCCGUCUGCCGGAGGAACCAUAGUAACUUGUUCGUAUCGUACGUGCUUUUCUGUGUUCCCAUUUGUAGGCCGGAACGGUAGCUCAUGACCUGAGAGGAGGCUCCUCUUCGAGCUUCAGUCCCUUUCUUCAUACUCAAAAACGGGAUGAACAUCAACGCGUCCCCCCCCCCCCCCAACGUGUCUUUGCGUUUCCUGCAUUCGUGUCGUCGUGUAGCAAAACGCCGCCGGUUUUUAAAGAGAGGGGAGCUCGGCGGAGGCAGAUUCUUCUGUGUGGCGCAAGACGGAAAUCUGUGCAAAAGUUGCUUUUAACAUUUUAAAACUAAAAAAAGAAACAAAGUCCCUCAACGUGUUCUCCCACUUCACGUUACGAGAAAUCUGGGAAUUUUUGUAACGUAGCAAAAAGAAAUUGGAAUUGCCGGCUUGUGUCACACAGCAGUCCGUCUGCCUUUACUGAAGCACAGGGAGAGAAAGCGUCGCUGUAAAUCCUCCUAUUAAUCCAUAUCAAAGUGUCAUGGUGGCGAGUCUGUGACUAAUAGAGCUUGUCGAUUGCUGUUUUACAGAGGAUUUAGCAAAGUAAUUCCUGCGGGGCAGGAGAUGGAAUUGUGAGAUACGGAAUUGUUCAAAAAAAUAUUUAUUUGAAAAAAAUGUAUUUAUUCAAAUAGUAUAAAGAGAAAAUGUCUUUAUUUUAUUAUAGUUUUUAUCAAUACAUUAUGUCUCUUAAUUUCAAAAGAUUUUUGUAAAACCUAAAGUGGAGUUGCGGGGACAAUAAUCAUUUCGGACAAUAACUACGACAUUGAUACCAGUCAGAUUGUGACUGUCAGAAAUGACAUGUUUUAUAGUUUGUUUGUGGCUUUUCUCCAAAUGUUAAUAAUCGCAAAACAUAAUAACACAGGUGAGGGAUGGGUACGGGUGGGGAGGGUAAUUAGGAAGUUGUGUCAAUGGAAAUCCCCUGAAUGCUGUGAAUCAAUACAUUGUGGGUGAAACUGUCGGGCUGCAGUCAUGGAGCAUUCGUUUCCUUUGACACAUGUUAAGGGUUCGCGUUUUACAUCCACCGUAGAAGUUGGGCGACACUUGGUGACCUUUAGGAUCAUUACGUCUGAGAUGACGGCAUGAUGCUCUGUGUGCGUUUCCAGCUCAGUCGGUGGUUACUGCCUCAAUCAAUGAUUUGUGAGAGUUUAAUAAUUAAACUACCGAGAACAGAGACGAGCUGUUAAACAAUAAUGUGCCAUAAACUCAGUGACGCAGCACGGGACAAUCCACACGGCACGUUAUGGAUUCAACCCAAACGGUCGCUCUCAAGUCUCGUGAGGUUUGAUAAAACGGUUCGGCAGCAGGAAGUCGGUGCCGUCGCCUCUUACUCUUAUUCGGCUAGCAGCCAUGAGACACACCUCCGUUCACAUCUUGUGCUAAAAACGGGUCUUUGUUGCUUUGUUUCACACACUUUAUUUUUUUUUGUAGGUCAAGCACCAUUCCAUUAUAUUUCAUAUUAUUAUUAUGUUAAUAUAAAAUAAGAAAGAAGAACGUCUGCCAACUCACUAUGUGAAUGAAGUCGACCGGCGUCGCGAUGUACAAGUCCCAGUUCAGCUUGUCAAGAAUGAUCCUCUCCAUGCGAAGAAUCUCCGCUGUUGAAAAGUUGCAUCCGCUCUGCACAACCAGAUCCUGAACAGAACCGAUCACCUGUUUAAAAACAGGCACCGACAAAGGGAACCAAUAAACGUCUUGUUUGGAAA
Gasterosteus aculeatus aculeatus (three-spined stickleback) is the source of this 3553-nucleotide messenger RNA. Lineage: Eukaryota; Metazoa; Chordata; Actinopteri; Perciformes; Gasterosteidae. The record is from RefSeq and is a predicted model, not a curated record.